This is a messenger RNA of Acomys russatus (golden spiny mouse), 2362 nucleotides long. It is a transcript of the gene C6H1orf116, whose product is annotated as chromosome 6 C1orf116 homolog. Bases 341 to 2146 code for a protein of 601 amino acids. NCBI's taxonomy places the organism in Eukaryota, Metazoa, Chordata, Mammalia, Rodentia, Muridae. The transcript has 4 exons. The record is from RefSeq and is a predicted model, not a curated record.
CAUUCCUCUGCCUGAACAGCUGGACCGAGGAGUAGGGAGGGAAGCUAGGAUUGGCUUAGAGUCAGCAGCAGGGUGUGUCCAGGCAGCAGCGGUGAAGCGUUUACCUGUCUAGGUAAGUCAGGAGGAGGUCAAAAGAAGAAACCUGUGGGAGCCGCCGGUGCCGCCGCCACCACCACGGGAGAGGCAAGCCGCCUCCAUCUCGGCCCUGUACAAUAGAAGGACGUCACUUUCUUCUCAUCAGACCCCCAACCCAGAGAAGGCCCAGCUUGGGACAUUCUUCACUUCCAUUCCCUUCCCCUCUGGGAGCCCCUUUCACCACCCCUGCGCCUUGCUUCAGGCGAUGCCCAAGAGGGAGCUUUGGCCAGCAGGGCCUUGCUCAGAACCCGUGACCCGCGUUGGCAGCUGUGACAGCAUGAUGAGCGCCGCCUCCACCCACUCUGGAUCUAGUGACAGCAGCUACGAUUUCCUGUCUGCUGAAGAGAAGGAGUGCUUGCUCUUCCUGGAGAAGACCAUUGGCUCACUGGAGGCUGAGGCUGACAGUGGGCUGUCCACAGACGAGUCAGAGCCAGCCACAAGCCCUCAAAGUAUCCGAGCGCUCCCCACCACCCAGCGGGCUCCCCAGGGAAAGCCAGAGGUCAUAGACACUCAGCAAGUACCAGCGCCAAAGACAGUGGCCCAGUCCUCGGAUUCUCCUGAACCCUGCAGCCUAGGCCUCAGGGCUGGUUCUUACAGCCUUCCCAGAAACCUUCAUCUUGGCAAAAGCCAGAACCUCAAGGAAAUCGCCACCCAGACUAACAGCCCUGUCUCAGAAGCAUCUGAGGUGUUCUUAGCAGAGUCUGAGAAAGGGCAGACCAGCCAGCAAGCUAAGCCCAUCCAACCUCGGGGCAUCUCCCAGGAGGCUACCCCUGACCUGAGCACAGUUCUCAUACCCCCACCAGAGGCUUUCCAGGACAUUAGACCAAAGCCCAGUGGGGAAGAGAGCCCACUUAAAGAGCAAGGACAGCAGAGACACACGCCACAGAUCCAUACUAUGGACAGCUCCCAGAAGAAAGAGGAAAUGUUUUCACAAACUAUGUCCCAUAAAGCCACUGAGAAAGGCUGGACCGAGAGUCCGCAGCAACCACAGCUGCCUCCUGCCCAGUCAUCUCAGAACAGGAAAGCUGAAGAGGAUCCCCUGCCAUCAGGGGUCAAGCCAAAUACCCAGCAGGCUCCCCUCACAGCGUCAAAGCCGCGUAAGCUGCCACCUAAUAUUGUCCUGAAGAGCAGCCGAGGCAGUCUCCACAGCCCUCCCCAGAACUGGCUGUCAAAUCACUCUGAAGCUCUGGACUCUGGGUCUGUCUCCUCUUCUCUACAGGAACAGAGGAAAGCCCGCAGAGAGGCUCUGGAAAAGCUGGGGCUGCCCCAGGACCAAGACGAUCCCAGCCUGCUUGUAAAUAAACACACCAGUCCCCUCAAAGUCAAGGAACCUCGGGCUCAGAACCCUUCCCAGGCCCGGGCCCCGGUUCAGCCAGCUUCCCCAGCUCUUGUCCCAGGAGCUGCAGCAUCGACAACGGGGAAAGCUUCCCCGGUGAAGGCUGUCACUCCUAUGGCCUCUCCAGGCAAGGCUUGGAUUCCUGCCCAGGAAACCCCUCCAGGAAAGGGUGCAGCUGUCAAGUCUACGCCCAUUCCUAUUCCUAAGGGCUCAAAGGCAAACGGUUCCCUGACACAGGCCAGGCCUGACCCACGGCUGACCCUCCAGGAAAGCAGCAUCCCGGGCCUGAGACAGAUGAAUUUCAAGUCCAAUACUCUGGAGCGUUCAGGCGUGGGGUUGAGCAGCUAUCUCUCCGCAGCUGAGAAAGAGCCCAGCUGCAGAGCUAGCGCGUCUCUGGGAAAAAGCCCCAUCUUAGACAAGGUUCCACCCAGCGUCCUACGUAAUUCCCGGCCCCGGCCUGCCUCCUUGGGCAUGGGAAAGGACUUUGCAGGAAUCCAGGGGGGCAAGCGGGUUGACCCGGAGCAGGGCCAGCGCUCCCAGCAGCUGUCCUUCAAAGGACAGAGCCAGGACAGGCUUCCUCGACCCCCCUGUGUCAGUGUCAAGAUAUCCCCAAAGGGCCUUCCUGAUGGACACAGGAGGGAGGCUCUGAAGAAGCUGGGACUGUUGAAGGAGUAAGGCAAGCGGCCACCAACCGGCAGAGCCAGCAGCAAGCCACCAGAAGAGACUGGCUCUGCCUAGGGCCUUUACAGCCUCACGGCUAAGGGCUGGCAUCUUCUCUGUCUGGGGUGAAGAAGGAAAAGGCUUGAGUCCAAGCAUUUGUUUGUACGCAGCUACUGUGCUCUUGAGGCCUUGUAUGGGUUGUUCUGAAGAUUAGUUUCACCGGGAGAGGUG